GUUGUCCCCACCAAGGUCUCAUACUCUAGACAUUUCUUUUAGCCGUUUCUUCUUCAUCUGACACGUAAAAUUCCACUGUUUCAUCUUCAAUUUCUGCUUUGUUCUUAGUAUUCAUCUGAAGCAUUAAUUUCUCAACCUCAGGAGUAAAUCUGAUGAAUGAAAUUCCUUCCAUAGAAAUGAUCUUCACACAACAAGAGAUGCUGCUCUUCUGUUAUGAAAUUCUUUACUUUUAUUAAGUUCUGGCAAAUCUGAGUACCACUGCUCUUAACUAAUUUUAUUUUCUUCCUCUUCUAGUCAUUUCUUAGUUUCUGAGUCCAGUCCUCUUUGCAUGAACUUCAUGUGCAGCAGGUUCUUGGAGAACUUGGUCUUGUGCUCAGGUGCCAUGCUGGCUUCAGCUUGUGCUGUAUUCUGGCCACCUGCUGUUUCUUAGUUAAGAGACUAGAAUGAGAAAGUUACAUAUAAGGAUGUCAGUUGGUAGUAUUAUUGAAGGAAGAAUAUGUAGGGGGUGAUGCUUAUUUAUUGUCUGUAUACCCCACUGGAAUUGUUGCUCCAAGAGGGCGUGAACUUUGUUAUGUGAAUUGUGGGGUGUGCCUACGUAUAGGACAAAGCUUGGCACAUGGUAGGUGCUUAGUAAAGGCUUGUUGAAUGAAUGAGUAAAUUUACAAGUCUUAAAUAUUUUGAGGAAAAAUCUUACUGUAAUCUCCAUUUUAUUCCUUUUUUUUUUUUUUUCGGAGACAGAAUCUCACUCUGUCCCCAGGCUGGAGUACAGUGGCACAAUCACAGCUCACUGCAACCUCUGCCUCCUGGGUUCAAGCAGUUCUCCUGCCUCACCUUCCCAAAUAGCUGGGACUACAGGUGAGCGCCAUCACACCUGGCGAAUUUUUGUAUUUUUGGUAGAGACCAGGUUUCAUCAUGUUGGCCAGGUUGGUCUCGAACUCCUGACCUCAAGUGAUCCGCCCACCUCAGCCUCCCAAAGUGCUGGGAUUACAGGCCUGAGCCACAACGCCUGGCUGAAACAGAGUCUUGUUCUCUUACCCAGGCUGGAGUGCAGUGGUGUGACUACAGCUCACUGUAGCCUUGACCUUCCCGGCUCAGGUGGUCUCUCACCUCAGCCUCCCCAGUAGCUGGGGCUGCAGGCACAUGCCACCACUAUUUUUUUUUUUUUUUAAUUUUUUGUAGAGAUGGGGUUUUGCCGUGUUGCCCAAGCUGGUCUUGACCUGCUGGGCUCAAGUGAUCCUCCUGCCUUGGCCUCCCAAAGUGUUGGGAUUAUAGGCAUGAGCCACCACACCCAGCCUUGGUAGAGGUUUAUUUGUUUGUUGUUGUUUUGAGGUAGCGUCUCCCUGUGUUGCCCAGGCUGGAGUGCAGUAGCAUAAUCUUGGCUUACUUGCAACCUCCAUCUCCUGGGUUUAGGUGAUCUUCAGCCUCCCAAGUAGCUGGGACUACAGGCGCAUGCCACCGUGCCCAGCUAAUUUUUAUAUUUUUGGUAGAGACGCAGUUUUGCCAUGUUGCCUAGGUUGUUCUCGAACUCCUGGCCUCAAACAAUCCACCUGCCUUGGCUUCUCAAAGUGCUGGGAUUAUAGAUGUGAGCCACUGUGCCCAGCCUCUGGGUAGGAUUUUCUAAGCAAUCAAUGUUGUAUUCUUAAUUGAACAUGUAAAAAGUAAAGUAGAGAUUCCUCUUCAAAGACUUCCCCCCCAUCUAAUUAGAAAUAAAUAGUAACUUCUCUUAAAAGCAAAAUUUAUUCAAAGAUCUGUGCUAACAAUCCUAAAUACCUGCUAGCUGUAAUAAAUAAAUCAGUGUACUUUAUGUUCUUAGCUCCCACAAUGUAGCCUAAAUAUUUGCCCUGGCAUGCUUAUACUGGUCCAAGCAAGCAUUAGGACAUAGCCUGUUCAAAGGUGUUUUUACCUUUCUCAGCAUUCCACAAGUUUACUCCUUCCUUUGUUCUCCUCUGCCUUUGCCUUUUUUUUUUUUUUUUUUUUUUUUUUUUGAGAUGGAGUCUCGCUCUGUCGCCCAGGCUGGAGUGCAGUGGCAUGAUCUCGGCUCACUACAAGCUCCGCCUCCUAGGUUCACGCCAUUCUCCUGCCUCAGCCUCCCGAGUAGCUGGAACUACAGGCGCCUGCCACUACGCCCAGCUAAUUUUUUUGUAUUUUUAGUAGAGACAGGGUUUCACUGUGUUAGCCAGGCUGGUCUUGAUCUCCUGACCUCGUGAUCUGCCUUCCUCGGCCUCCCGAAAUGCUGGGAUUACAGGCGUGAGCCACCACGCCUGGCCUUCUUUGCCUCUUUUUGAAAGUUGUAAGUUGCUAGCCUAUCAGGACAAAUACAAAAUGUGAGGUCCCGUUCCAGCCAAUAAAAACCGGACACAGCAGUAGGAUAGACGCGUCAGGUUAUAAAUGACCCUGUCUCCUUUGCUUGGUGUACUUUCAUGGCAAAACUGCUGGCAAGUGUAUCCUUUCUGCAGAAGGUAUAAAUGGCCUUGCUGAGAAAAUUAAAUUUAUGUUCAAGUGCUAUUUCUUUACGGCACUGAGGAACAAGCAUUUCUUUUUUUUUCUUUUUUUUAAGAUGGAGUCUCGCUCUGUUGCCCAGGCUGGAGUGCAGUGGCAUGAUCUUGGCUCCACCUCCUGGGUUCACGCCAUUCUCCUGCCUCAGCCUCCCGAGUAGCUGGGACUACAGGCACCCACCACCACACCCGGCUAAUUUUUUGUAUUUUCAGUAGAGACGGGGUUUCACCGUGUUAGCCAGGAUGGUCUUAAUCUCCUGACCUUGUGAUCCACCCGCCUCGGCCUCCCAAAGUGCUGGGAUACAGGCGUGAGCCACUGCGCCCGGUCGGAACAAGCAUUUCUAACAAACAUACGGAGUCUCGCCGUGUUGCCCAGGCUGGAGUGCAGUGGCGCCAUCUUGGCUCACUGCAAUGCGCCUCCGCCUCCCGAGUUCAAGCGAUUCUCCUGCCUCAGGCUCCUGAGUAGCUGGGACUACAGGUCUCAACAUCAGAUCUGAAAUAUUUAAAGUGAAUACAAAACUAUUUCAGCAAUGCAGACAAUUAAGUGUGUUGUUGUGGGUGAUGGUGCUGUUGGUAAAACAUGUCUCCUGAUAUCCUACACAACAAACAAAUUUCCAUCGGAAUAUGUACCGACUGUUUUUGACAACUAUGCAGUCACAGUUAUGAUUGGUGGAGAACCAUAUACUCUUGGACUUUUUGAUACUGCAGGGCAAGAGGAUUAUGACAGAUUACGACCGCUGAGUUAUCCACAAACAGAUGUAUUUCUAGUCUGUUUUUCAGUGGUCUCUCCAUCUUCAUUUGAAAAUGUGAAAGAAAAGUGGGUGCCUGAGAUAACUCACCACUGUCCAAAGACUCCUUUCUUGCUUGUUGGGACUCAAAUUGAUCUCAGAGAUGACCCCUCUACUAUUGAGAAACUUGCCAAGAACAAACAGAAGCCUAUCACUCCAGAGACUGCUGAAAAGCUGGCCCGUGACCUGAAGGCUGUCAAGUAUGUGGAGUGUUCUGCACUUACACAGAAAGGCCUAAAGAAUGUAUUUGACGAAGCAAUAUUGGCUGCCCUGGAGCCUCCAGAACCGAAGAAGAGCCGCAGGUGUGUGCUGCUAUGAACAUCUCUCCAGAGCCCUUUCUGCACAGCUGGUGUCGGCAUCAUACUAAAAGCAAUGUUUAAAUCAAACUAAAGAUUAAAAAUUAAAAUUCGUUUUUGCAAUAAUGACAAAUGCCCUGCACCUACCCACAUGCACUCGUGUGAGACAAGGCCCAUAGGUAUGGCCCCCUCUUCCCCCUCCCAGUACUAGUUAAUUUUGAGUAAUUGUAUUGUCAGAAAAGUGAUUAGUACUAGUUUUUUUUUGUUGUUUCAAAAAAAAAUUUUUGUUGUUGUUGUUGUUUUUUUUUUUUUUUUUUUUUUUUUUUGUUGGUUUGUUUAAAAGCAAGGCAUGCUUGUGGAUGACUCUGUAACAGACUAAUUGGAAUUGUUGAAGCUGCUCCCUGGUUCCACUCUGGAGAGUAAUCUGGGACAUCUUAGUGUUUUUUUUUUUUUUUUUCCCUCCUCUUUUUUUGGGGGGAAUGUGUGUGGGGUUUGUUUUUUAGUCUUGUUUUUUUAAUUCAUUAACCAGUGGAUAGCCCUUAAGGGGAGGAGGACGGAUUGAUUCCACAUUCCACUUCCUAGAUCUAGUUUAGAAAACAUGUUCCCCAUCUGGUGCUCUUAGGAAGGAGUAUAGUAAAUGCCUCAUUUAAUAACAUACUCCUUUUUGAAAGUUGCCUUUUCUCUCCACCCUUGAGUAGAUCCAGUAUUUGAUGAAACUCAUGAAAGUGGGUGGAGCCUGUCUUGCCCCUCCUCUUUUCUAGGACGCACUAUAUGUGACUGUGACUUUCAAGGACAUUUGUUUGCCAUUCGCUGAUUUUUUUGGGAAGUUAAUUUCUAACUUCUUUCACUGAUAAAUGAAGAAAAGUAUUGCACCUUUGAAAUGCACCAAAUGAAUUGAGUUUGUAAUUAAAAAAAUUUUUUUCCCUUUCAGUCAUUGUCUUAUAUGCUUAGCAUAGAUUUGCAGCUCAGUAGUAUAUGGUGUUCCUAGAAUGCAGCUGAAGACCUGGUAUGUAGAGGAAAUACGAGGGGUGGUGCUAGAAGACAGACAUCUGUGGAAUGAUUCACAUCCUCUCAAGUUAGGAGGAUGGAGGCCUGCUUCAUUAAGAAGCUGGGGGUAGGGUGGGGGUGGGGAGAACACUUAACAACAUGGGGACCAGUCAGGGGAAUCCCCUUAUUUCUGUUUUGCAUAUGAGGAACCCUAGAGCAGCCAGGUGAGGCUCUCUAGUUUAAUAAAAAUCAUGGAAAGAGUCUUAUGCAGACUCUUCUUAAGUGUUAAUAGGGAUUUUAUCAGCUUAUUUUGGUUGCAGUUUCCAAUUUUUAAAAAUAUUGAGGUAAUCUUUCCCACCUUCCCAAUCCUAAUUCUUGUAGAUUCAUUAGUGUUGAACCAAUGCUUUCUCAUGUCUCAAUUCUUUGUAUAUGCAUUCUUUUCAGAUGUAUUAAACAAACAAAAACCCUUCACAA
Pongo pygmaeus (Bornean orangutan) is the source of this 5040-nucleotide messenger RNA. It is a transcript of the gene CDC42, whose product is annotated as cell division cycle 42. Lineage: Eukaryota; Metazoa; Chordata; Mammalia; Primates; Hominidae. The coding region runs from base 3026 to 3601 and encodes 191 amino acids. Gene Ontology annotation, biological process: small GTPase-mediated signal transduction. The transcript has 7 exons. The record is from RefSeq and is a predicted model, not a curated record. Gene Ontology annotation, molecular function: GTPase activity; GTP binding.